AGCAAUACCUUUUCAACGUCUUCGAGGUAAUAGUAUCAACUUUGGAGUCCAAGUUACAGCGAAUCGAGAAUUUAGAUAAGGCGGUGGAGCACUUGAUGAGAAGAGUAGAGGCUUUAGAUUCCCGCGUAAACGAUAACAUUGACAAAACAGAUGCGGUUAUUACUAAGCUUAGGACGUUAGAUUUGAAGCUUUUCAAUGCGUAUCCUAUCAUAUCCGCGGAAACUGCAACGAGAAUUACCGAAAGCAAGAGCGGAAGUAGCGCGGAAGAUGCCCCAUUUAUACGUGUGAUUCAUCACGAUCAAAACGAUCAAGCACCAGAAACUCUUGGCGAAAAAUUGAUUUCUCUGGAUCAGAAGGUUUCCGAUAUCGACCAUAAGCUUGUCAAUCUUAAGAAUCAGCUCGACAACAAUUUUUUGCAAGCCGAUGAUAUAAAUGCCGAGGCGAGCGAAAAGAAGCCUGUCAGUAUGAGCGUCAUCGAGAUCACCAAGGCUAUGAAUAACGAGGUGAUGAACCAUAUGACGCUCGAGAUUGGGAAUCUUAAGCAAGCGACAAGUAGUAUGGAUCGUAAGCUUCAGUUCCAUAUGAAUCUGAUGUCGGAUAAUCUCGGAGCGGUGUACAAUAUGAUUAGUGACGUGCACGGUGCCGUUGUCGAGAAAAAUUACGAGAACAAUCGGCAUAAUCGUCCUAAUGUAACAACGACCGAAGCCCCGACGAAACGCAACAAAGCCGAUCGUCUUACCGAACAAAUGUAUCCGAUACUUGUCGUUUCUGAGAAGAUGGAUCAAGUUUGGAACGCAGUGAUGGGGACCAAGAGUUCGGUGGACGAUUUGCUACCGAAAUCCGACGAAUUACUUACUCAGACCCAAAGGCAAGAGAGAGCGAUUAGCGAAAUUCAUGCCGAUCUGAAAUCGAAGACAAAUAAGAUCAUCGAGAAUCUGGAGGGUGUCGAAAGCCGCUUGAGGAAGCAAGAGGACGAUGUGGCCACUCUCGCGCAACGCCCGAUUCCAGCUGAAUUGCUACUGGACCCAACAAUCGACCGGCUCGUUGAAUAUGAUCCGAGCAGAUACAUCAGCGUAACCGAAGAUUUUGUAACGGAGAUGCCCACGUCUACGCUACCCACUGUCUCACCGCCGUUGUCAACCACAACAUCGAUAUCGUCCGUCGCUUCACCCUCGAACAAUCCUACUAGUUCCACGACACCCAUGACGGCACCAUCUUCGACUACCGCGAGACCAAAUAAUAGAAAUCGGGGAGUGAUAUUUCCGAGUGUUAAAAAUAAACCCAGUUUAGCAAAUUCCACUUUCACAAGCGACAUAUUAAUCAAUUACAAGGAUAUCAAGGGUUAUUCUUGCGUGGAUUUAUUAAACGGAGGAAUGCGAGACAGUGGGGUGUACUACCUACAAAUACGCGGCACGACAUAUUGGUUCCUUAAAGUCUAUUGUGAACAGGAAAUUGCUGACGGUGGCUGGACGGUUAUUCAAAGGAGGGAUGAUUUCGGAGAGCCAAGGGAGAACUUUAAUAGAGAUUGGGCAGAUUAUAAAAACGGUUUUGGAGAUCCCGCUAAAGAAUUUUGGCUAGGCAAUGAAAACAUAUAUAUGUUAACAAAUAAUGAAGAUUAUAUGCUCAGAGUUGAACUUGAGGACUUCGAAGGUAACAAAAGGUACGCACAGUAUUCGCACUUUAAGAUUUAUUCAGAGGGAGAGUACUAUAAAUUGGAGAUAGAUGGAUAUGAAGGAAAUGCAGGAGAUUCAUUGAACGAUCCUUGGUACGGAUCGAACAAUAGUCCGUUCUCCACAUACAACAGGGAUAAUGACAGAUCAUCCUUGAAUUGCGCUUCGAUGCUCAAGGGUGGUUGGUGGUGGAAAUCUUGUGGUCGUGGCUUAAAUGGUCUUUAUCUAAAUGAUCCACAAGAUCUUACUGCACGACAAGGUAUCGUAUGGUUCCGUUGGAGAGGUUGGGAUUAUACUUUAAAACAUGCACAGAUGAUGAUUAAACCAAAAGGACCAGCAACAACGACGACAACAACAACGGUAUAAACAUUGGAAAUGUAUAAAGUUUGAAACGUUAACUUAAUCGAAAUUUUUUACGAAGUUAUUAAAUAACAAAACCUUGCACAUAGUACUUAAAUUAUGUAUUGCAAACGCAUAAACACGCUAUUAAUAUGAAAAUUUAAAGCACUUUUUUUAAUUAUAUUUU
Molecule: messenger RNA, 2196 nt
Organism: Temnothorax curvispinosus
Lineage: Eukaryota; Metazoa; Arthropoda; Insecta; Hymenoptera; Formicidae
Product: angiopoietin-4
Exons: 9
Coding region: 96-2036 (646 amino acids)
Source: RefSeq, a predicted model, not a curated record